AUGUGUUUGGCAAAUGGACGAUACAGUGACUAUGCAAAAUUAAUCACGGAAACAGCACGUCGUACACUAAAAAUGUCAUUGAAACAUAACUCUCUCAAGCUGUGGGCGAAGUUACUUAUUAGAGCAGAACAUUGUGCAGAAUCAUUGAAAACUUCGGCUGUUUCAUUUGCAUAUGUUCAUGGAGCAGUCACCAAAGCUGCUGAACAAGGUGAAUGGCUUUUGCUUGAUGAAAUUAAUUUAGCUACACCGGAAUGUCUAGAUUCUAUAGUACACUUGAUUGAGGAUUCAGAAAGUAAACAUCCAGAUUUUUGUUUGUUUGCCUGUAUGAAUCCUGCCAAUGAUGUGGGGAAACGAAACCUACCAGCUGGAAUAAGAAGUCGCUUCACUGAAAUUUUCGUACAUGAAACUGAAGAUAUAGAACAACUACAUGUCAUUGCACAAGCUUAUCUUCCGUCAUUUGAUGUUGCAAAAAUAUCCACGGUGCUAGAACUCUAUCAGAUAUUGCGCAUAGCUUUUCCCGGAAAAUAUAGCUUACGGACUUUAUGUCGUGCGUUGACAUUCACGGCAGAAAAUAUCUUUGAAAGUGAUAUACGUAACAUAUAUGAAGCAGUAUCGAUGUCCUUUAUGAGCGAUCUAAAUGCAGAAGCUCAAACAAUGGUUGAAAAACUUAUUCAAAGUAAAAUGGGCAAAAUCUCAUUGGGUAAAAUGAAGACAAAAUUUACCAAUGAUCGCAUUGAAGUUGAAGGAUAUUGGAUCGAAAAAGGAAGUGCAGAACCGCAAAAUGAUCCCAAUUAUGUUUAUACAGCAUCAAUUCGAAAAAACUUAUCUCAUCUUGCUCGGGUCAUUUGCAGUGGCAAAUUUCCAGUGCUGUUGGAAGGUGAAACAUCAUGUGGGAAAACAGCCAUGGUAAUGCACCUUGCCAAAAUUACGGGAAACACAGUUAUUCGGAUUAAUAACCAUGAACAUACCGAUCUUCAAGAAUAUACAGGAUCUUAUGUACCAGAUGGUGAUGGUCGUUUCGUAUUUGUAGAAGGCCCAUUGGUAAAAGCUGCUCGUAAUGGACACUGGAUAAUUCUCGAUGAACUGAAUCUUGCUCCAACCGAUGUUAUUGAAGCUCUGAAUAGAUUGCUAGACGAUAAUCGCGAAUUGUUCAUUUCUGAAACGAACACGGUUAUAAAAGCUAAUCCUCAGUUUCGCUUAUUUGCAACGCAAAAUCCCGCUUGCAUUUACGCCGGUCGUAAACGCCUCUCACGUGCACUGCUCAAUCGUUUUGUUAUUCUGCGAUUCGACCAACUGCCAUACAAUGAAUUGGCGGAAAUGGUCAUCGUUAGUUGUAAAAUCGCGCCAUCGGCUGCACAAACAAUGGUUUCGGUAUUUUGCGACUUACGUGCUCUACGUAGUGCAGUUGGCGUUUUCUCAGCUAGUGAUGGGUUGAUGACGCUUCGUGAUUUAUUCAGAUGGGGACAGCGACUUGCAGGUUCUGAUCAUGAUGACUGGCGCCAAUGUCUGGCUGAGCAUGGUUUUUUAUUGCUCGGUGCACGAUGUCGUAAUACAGUCGAUGUUGAGUGUGUGAAAAAAAUAUUGGAAAAAAAUUUGAGGCAUAAAAUAGACGUUGAGCGUUUAUUUGCCAGUAAUUCAGACUAUUUACCGCUCGAAUUUCAUUCAUGUUCAGCCGUAAACAGUGUUGUUUUAACUCGUAGUAUUCGUAGGAUGCUUGUUUUGGUUUCACAAAGUUGGAAUUUUGACGAACCGGUUCUACUCAUCGGUGAAACAGGAUGUGGUAAAACAACGAUUGCACAGAUGCUUGCGAAGGAGAAGCUGUUGGCUUUGAAUUGUCAUGAGAAAACAGAAGCUGCUGACUUUCUAGGUUCAUUGCGUCCAACUGGUGAAGGUACAUUCAAAUGGAUGGAUGGCAUAGUCGUACAAGCAAUGAAAGAAGGCCGGCCACUUCUCAUCGACGAAAUCUCACUAGCAUCCGACUCGGUACUAGAGCGACUGAACCCUUUGUUGGAACCAUCUCGUUCAUUACUUCUUAAUGAUGGCGGUUUAUCAGGUGGUGAAGUAAGAGCAAAAAAUGGUUUCAAUGUUGUAGCAACUAUGAAUCCUGGUGGAGAUUAUGGUAAAAAAGAGCUCUCAAAAGCACUGAGAAAUCGAUUCACAGAAAUUUGGUGUCCAUCGGAUGUGUCCGGUGAUGAUUUGAUUGCUAUUGUGGAUCGACUGCUGAGUACAACUGCUCUACUGAAUGAAAAUGAUUUACGCUUAAAAGUUAACAAAUGUAUUGUGCGAUUUGUGCUAUGGUUUAAUCUCAGGAGUACAGUAACAAUUCGUGAUGUAGUAGCAGUUACUCAGCUUGUUAUUGCUGCGCUGUCACGAUCUUCACCAUUUUCUUCAAUUUACCACGCUUUUUCGGCAACUCUUUUUGAUGCUUUUGGUACUUUAUCGACACGUAUUAGUUUGGAUUGUGAUGUCCUAAGGAGAAAAGCCAUUGAUAAAGCUAUCCAAAUAAAUGCCCUUUGGAAAACAUUUAAAACUUCAUAUUUGCAGCUGUGUCAAAUUAUGCAACAGGAAUUGGGUAACAUCUAUGAUGUAACAUCGCUUUUGUUACCAGCUGCAUUGUAUUUCGAUGAAAAAGAUUCUCACAGUCUUAUUGUUGGAGAUUUUCGUAUUUCUUUUGGGCAAGCCAAACGAUUUAUGCCCGAAAAUUUUACAUUUGAUGCGCCAACCUGUAGGCAGAAUAUUUUUAGGCUUGUACGUGGACUUGAAAUUGAUAAACCGAUAUUGCUUGAAGGUCCUCCAGGUUGUGGUAAAUCUACCACUGUUAUUGCUUUAGCUGCUGUAACUGGCCAUGCAUUGAUUCGAUUAAAUUUAUCAGAACAAACGGAUUUGGCAGAUCUAUUCGGCUGCGAUGUGCCGAUUAUUUUAUCAGAUGGUACACCGUCUUUUAUGUGGAGAGAUGGACCUAUUUUGCGUGCAAUCAGAACGGGCCAAUGGGUUCUUCUAGAUGAGAUGAAUUUGGCAUCGCAAAAUGUUUUGGAAGGUUUGAAUGCAUGCUUCGAUCAUCGUCACAAUCUUUUCAUACCAGAACUGAACCGAACUUUCGACAUUGAUAUUGAUGACAAGAAAACACGUUUUUUUGCCUGUCAAAAUCCAUGCAGUCAAGGAGGCAAUCGGCGAAAGCUACCAAAAUCAUUUGUUAACCGCUUCACAUCUAUUUAUAUAAGUGAAAUGGACACCUCAGAUUUUUUCGAAAUUAUAAAAAGUUCAUUUGGAUCUGUAUUGGUUGAUGAUAUUGUUCAACGUAUGGUUAAUGUGAACAAGUCAAUAGCAAGUCUUAUAGCAGAAGAUCCACAAUUCCUAAGAAAGGGAUCGCCAUUUGAAUUCAAUUUGCGUGAUUUGUUAAGAUGGGCACAAUUAACGGUCGAAAACAACGGCGAUGUUGCAUUUGGUUUUGAUUUAUUAUAUGUGUGGCGAUUACGUAGUAAUGUUGAUCGACAAAAGAUGCGAAGGUUAUUUUAUGAAUGCUUCAAAUUUGAAUGUAUUGAAACCGUAGCAUCGCUUUCAUUUAUUGAUUCAUAUGUUUAUAUCGGAAAAGUGGAACUAGAACGAUCAAACACAAUCCGUGAACGACAAAAUAUGAAAUUACUCUCAUCACAAAUGAAAUUGCUGAAUAAACUUGCCGUUUGUGUGAAAAUGAAUUGGCUUGCUUUAAUUGUCGGGAAAGCUGGUUCUGGCAAAUCAACAGCUGUAAGCAUCCUAGCAUCCUUACUUGGAAAGGAGCUUUAUACAAUACAUCUAACUUCGGAAUCCGAUUCACUCGACCUUCUUGGAUCGUUUGAGCAGGUCACCGAUUAUAUCAAUUUUACUUCCAUAAAGCAACAUUGUUUGAAUUUGCUUAAACAAUUUCCCGAUUUGUUGAAUGAUGUAAGUGACGCUGAAGAUAUACUUACUUUACGACUAGCUUUGCAAAGCGCAAUACUUCUCGUCGACAAAAAUAUUGCUAGCAAACUGUCAAAAUACGAUAAAGAACUGGGCAAAAGUAAAAUGCGUUUUGAAUGGAUUAACAGUCGUUUUGUAGAUGCAUUUAUUAAUGGUUAUUGGAUUUUGAUUAAAAAUGUCAAUUGUUGCAGUGCAGCAGUACUGGAUCGAUUGAAUGCUUGUUUGGAAAAUAAAAGGGAAUUGAAUUUACAAGAAUGUGGUAGUGGUACUUCUGUCGUAGAAGCACACAAUGAUUUCCGAGUUUUUUUCACUAUGGAUGAUGAUUACGGCGACGUUUCACGGGCUAUGCGUAAUCGUUCAGUGGAAUUAUAUUUACUUCCUGGUGAUUGUGCUUGGUUCAAAAUUGCACAAGAUCUGGGAAAUGUGGUAAUGAUUACGGAAAACCAAAAUAUUCUACGGAUUAAAUCGACAAUAAUACAAGCAUGUGAGCAGCUUUCAUGUUGGGAGUUGUUGAAGUUAAAAAUACUUUUAAAAACAAAGGAUAUGGAUUUUGAAAAUGCGGUAAAGCAUUUCAUAACCAUCGAUGAGGAAACCAUGGAAACUGAUGAGAAUAACGAAGAAACUUUUAUCGUUUAUCCUUCAGUAGAUGCUGAUCUUGCUACCACAUAUAGCAGAUGGAAAAUUCUAGUUUGGUCAUAUGUAAGUCAAAAUGAUUGGAUACUUGGUUUUCUGUGGGCUACGUUUUGUGUUCCGCUCAAACAAC
This is a messenger RNA of Acanthocheilonema viteae, 4699 nucleotides long. The record is from the annotation of a GenBank genome assembly. Lineage: Eukaryota; Metazoa; Nematoda; Chromadorea; Rhabditida; Onchocercidae.